Cladocopium goreaui is the source of this 6201-nucleotide messenger RNA. The record is from the annotation of a GenBank genome assembly. Lineage: Eukaryota; Dinophyceae; Suessiales; Symbiodiniaceae.
AUGUUUGCCAAAGGUGAAGGCAUUGCGGGGAACACCUCGAAAGCUCUUGUGGAGCGCUUGGUGGGGGCACGGCCGACGGACAGGAAGCCGUGCCAGCUCUACUGCAGACCCGACGUUUCUUUGGCUGGUCGUCCAGUGCCUAGCAUGACUGGACCAGCUUCUGGCCCUGCAGGUUGUGGUGCUGCGAACCAAGGUCGAAUGCUGGCGAUGAUCCAAAGGGAGGCACUCCGGGGUGAGACGCCGGAUGAGCCUACCUUGAGCGAAAGCUCGGGGAGGGAGGAGAGCGAAAGGCAGAAUGGCAGACGCAGCAGAAAUCGAAGUGGUGCACAGGCGCAGGAUGGAGCCAUCGUACCUCUGAAGCAGGAAGGUGGACAGUUGAGGAAAGAUUCUUCAGGAUUCGAUCCGUUGUCAGUGGCGCUCCCGACAUUUCGGAGGCCGCUCUUUCCGAUGCAGCAACAAAUCAUUCAGGUCACUUCGCCGAAGAUUGCGAAGGAGCUCAUGAGUCUGGCUGAGAAGCGGCAAGUGACAAGUGUGAGCCUUUUCCUCCACAAAACUGCGGCGUCCCAACUUGGUGAGCCCAAGGAUGGGGAAGAAGAGGAGUUGCUGCCUUCACUGAAGUUGGAGGAAAUCACUGAUGAAGACCCCAUGGAAGUCUUACAUGGCAUUGGCACACAAGCGCGAGUCCAGCAGGUUCUCCCUAUUUGGUCCCAGAAAAAUGGCGAUGUCGUGGCACUUCAGAUGCUGGUGGCAGGCACCCGAAUUGUGCAACUGGAGAAGGUUCUGCAACGUGGUCCACCUUUGCAGGUACAGAUUGCUGAAGUGACACAAGUGCCCUGGGACAACAAGGAUGAGAUGUUGAAAGCCACCCUGCACGAAACCAUGCAGACGGUGAAGGAAAUCAUGAGAGUCAGCCCGAGCUUUAGGGAGCACGCGGCAAUGCUCAACCAGGGCUAUGCCAACAUGGCACAGUUGGAGCCAAACACCGUCGCGCAUUUGGCCGCCUCAAUGACCACUGCGGAGGGUGAGGAGCUUCAGAAGGUGCUGGAAAUCACGAAUCCGACCGAAAAAUUGAGGCAUGCCUUGGAGCUGUUGAAGAAGGAAUUGGAGUUGGCCAAAUUGCAGCAGAAGAUUUCGAAUCAGAUCGAGGAAAAGAUGUCCAAAAAUCAAAGAGAGUUUAUGCUUCGGGAGCAGCUCAAGUCCAUCAAGAAAGAGCUGGGCAUUGAUAAAGACGAUGGUUCAGAGACCAUCCUGCAGAAGUUCAAAGAACGCUUGGAAGGCAAAGAGGUCCCCAAGGAAGCCAAUGAGGCCAUUGAGUCCGAGUUCGAGAAAUUCGCCGGCCUUGCGAAGGAAUCCCAAGAGUACCAGAUGACCCGAAACUACUUGGACUGGCUGACUAGCAUGCCGUGGAGUGUUUACAGCAAGGACACCUUUGACCUGAAGAAGGCUCAAGAGAUCCUGGACCGAGAUCAUUAUGGCCUGGCGGACAUCAAGGACCGAAUCCGAGAGUUCAUCGCUGUGGGUGUGCUGCGUGGUUCUAUGCAAGGCAAGAUCCUGUGCUUCGUGGGUCCUCCUGGCGUUGGGAAAACAUCCAUCGGCAAGUCUAUUGCCGAGGCCUUGGGCCGCGAGUUCUACCGAUUCUCCGUCGGCGGGUUGUACGAUGUGGCAGAGAUCAAAGGUCAUCGGCGCACUUACGUUGGAGCCAUGCCCGGCAAGAUCAUCCAAUGCCUGAAGAAGACUCAGACCUCCAACCCGCUGGUGCUCAUUGACGAGGUGGACAAGAUCGGACGCGGUCACCAUGGAGACCCCUCCUCCGCACUUUUGGAACUCCUAGAUCCAUCUCAAAAUUCUGCCUUCAUGGAUCACUACUUGGAUGUACCAGUGGACUGUAGCAACAUCCUCUUCGUAUGCACCGCAAACGUGUUGGAUACCAUUCCAGGACCCCUCUUGGAUCGAAUGGAAGUGAUCCGACUCACAGGCUAUGACCUACAAGAGAAGAUGAAGAUUGCAGAGAACUACUUGGUGCCUAGUGCCAUGGUGGAGGUUGGAUUAAAACAAAAGGAAGACAAGACAAAGGAAAAGGAGGCAACUCCACCGAAGCCAGAGGAAACCCCGGCUGAAAGUUCCUCAGACGCCGCCUCCGAGGUAGCUGGCGAAGCUUCAGAGAUCAAGCCCCAAAAGCCUGAGGUGAAGGCAGUCAUUGAAGCAAAUGCCAUUGAGUCGUUGAUCCGUUGGUACUGCAGGGAGGCUGGUGUGCGGAACCUCCAAAAGCACAUUGAGCGCAUUUGCCGCAAGAUGGCCACCAAAGUGGUGGAGCAAUGGGAAGGACGCACAACAGAGGGCGACGCAUCUGAAAAGGACACUGCUGAGCCUUCGCCGAUGGAGUUGCGAGUCGAUGAAGCGGCUUUGACGGAAUACGUCGGAAAACCAGUCUUCACAUCAGACCGGCUGUAUGAAGGCAGCUUGCCCUCAGGCACCGUCACAGGCUUGGCCUGGACGGCCAUGGGGGGCUCCGUGCUGUACAUCGAAGCCACGGCGCUACCCCGACGCCGGGCCGAUUCGGAGCGCCCCGCAGCGGUACCGCCGAGCUUGGCGGUGACGGGGCAGCUGGGCAACGUCAUGAAGGAGUCCUCUCAGAUUGCCCUGCUGGUGGCACGCCGUCAGCUGCAAGCACGGAAGCAAAGUGGAUUCUUUGAGGAACAUGAGCUGUUUCUGCAUUGCCCAGAGGGUGCUACUCCAAAGGAUGGGCCAUCCGCUGGUGUGACCAUGACCACUGCCCUCCUUUCCUUGGCAAUGGAGAAACCGAUUCCCACCGACUUGGCCAUGACCGGAGAGGUCUCAUUGAAUGGAAAGGUGCUGGCAGUCGGUGGCAUCAAGGAGAAGACGAUCGCUGCAAGACGCGCAGGUUGUAAGACUUUGGUCUUCCCCGAAGCAAAUCGCCGGGACUAUGAUGAACUGCCCAAAUAUUUGCAAGAUGGCCUGACAGUACAUUUUGCCAGCCACUUUGAUGAAGUCUUUGAUGUGGCCUUUGCCGAGAAAGCCAUGCAGAUCAAGGUGUUCUACAGUCCGGACGCCAGCAAGAGCGCUUUGCUGGAUGUGCAGCCAUCCGACACCGUGAAGGCCGUGAAGCAAAAGAUCAUUGCCCUGCACAGCCCUCCGGACUGGGCUAACACCGCUCUUCUGUCCACGAAGGGGUCAACGGACUACCUGCAAAACAAGUCACUUAGCCAAGUUAGAAGAGAAGAGGUUGGCCCAGUGUGGAAUCGAGGACACGGGAAUGACCUGAUUUUGGUGUCAGGUGGAAGGGCAAUUGGGUUUGAACAUGCAUCACCGGAGGAUGGGUCCAGCCUAAAAUUUGCCUAUGCCCGGAAUCUGACCCUGAUGGAGAAGGUGGAGUUGAGCUGCCAGGCUCGUUGGGACCUCGGGUCUGGACUUUUGGAUCUUUGCAGAAGGCGAACCUCUUCCGAUGUGCAGAGUUGUGGACUCGCGGAGAAGCGACAAAAGGCGUUUUUGUCGUUUCAGGGAGCAGCUGAGAAGCACUGGUAUUUGCUGUCGGCCCCCUUAGACUUCACAAUCCUGAAGGGUUGGCUCAAGACGAAGCAUGUGGCGAGUGUCGGGCGCACUGGGCCCACACCGGAGGAGCCAUGCCAUAUGAGUCCGCCCACUGAAGAACUCAGUGACAGCCCAGACGAGCCCCAGUCUGCCGAAGGCGAUGGCUCAAUACCGGAGAAUGGUUUGGCACACCUCAGCGAUCCUGAUGAAGGUGGGCUGCGUCGUGGCGAGUCAUUCCGAUCCUCCGUGAAGUCGCGUGCCUCUGCAGACAGCACGCUGACCAGUACUCAGGACAACAAGAAACGCGUGCUGGAGCACUUAGAGAAGUACUACCACGAGACCCAUUUCACACGACAAACCUCGGAUGACCAGCAGAAACAGACCGCUCAGCGAUGCAUCUUACCGCGGAACUUCAUAGUGCCACGCAGCAGUGUGAAAAGAUCUUUGCAAAUCAUGGACCAGAGAGACACCCCUGACUGUCCUGGCGAGGUCAAACUGGGCGAGUUGCUUAAGGCAGUCGACCGCUUCAACCGAGCCUUUGGGGAGAAGAAACAUCCCAAUUGGGAUGUUGAGCUCAUGGAGGAGUUGGGAAUCAAUACGACUGCCAGCACCUUUGACCCGGACUGGAGCGUCUCGUGGAACCGCUCACCAAUCUAUUCCCGUUUCUGCGUGCAGUUGGGCCAGCUGGAGCGUCUCUAUUUCAUCCUGGAUAUGGGAGACAACUCUUCGCGCAUUUCCACUUUGGUUUCCGGUUUCCUCUUCACCGCUGUGGUGGUGUCGUUGUCCUGCUUCAUCUUUGGGACCGUGGAGGGCUUUCGCAUGCUCCCUUGUGCUGGGAUGGAAAUCAAUCAAUGUGUUCCUGCUGAGCCACCGUGGAUGGCCAUGGCUGAAAGAAUUUGUGUGUGGAUCUUCACGCUGGAAAUCGUCUUACGCAUCAUAAGCGCCCCUCAGGCUCGGCGAGAGCUGUUGAACCACAGAUAUAUCAUUUCCAUCAUCGCGAACGAAGAACUCCCGUUUUCUCCUCCGAUGACGGCAUGUGGAAGAUUUGCGACCUUUACUUUCUCAUUCGAGGCCAUUUGUGACAUUCUGUCAGUGGCGCCCUUUUGGGCCGAGCUCCUGCUGAUGGUGCUUCUGGCGGAUCAAACGGGCCAGGUCCAGAACUUCAACUUGCUGAGGAUUCUCAAAGUGACGCGAGUCUUUCGCAUCUUCAAGCUGACACGGGCAUUGAAUGCGGACUUGGGGCAGUUCAACGAGAUCAACGACCUGUUGAAGAAGGUCAUGAGCAAUGCGUUUCCGGCCAUCUUGAUGACAAUUCUCUUGAUCUUCAUGGCAUUAUUCUUUUUCGGCACCUUUGUGUGGUUCCUGGAACGUGGUGAGUGGGUUCCCAGAGGCGAUCCCAGAUAUGAGGAUUUGGUCACCGGUGACCGCGGAAGUGAAACAGGUGCAUUCAUCCGCGUCUCAAAUGAUGGUCUGACGGAGGAACUGAGUCCUUUUGACUCGGUGCCUGGUGCCUUCUGGUGGACUUUGGUAACCAUCUCCACGGUGGGCUAUGGAGACCAGGUGCCCAACUCCCACUUGGGCAAAAUGGUGGGAGGUGUUGCGAUGCUCUAUGGCACCGUCAUCCUGGGGCUUCCCCUCUUCGUGGUGGGUGCCACCUUCGGGCAGGAGUACGACAGGCUCAUGAAGGCCGCCAAACGAAGGAGCAAUCUGCAAAACCAGGGAAGGAAGGCCACUAUGACCCACGCGGAGAAGCUGGGCCAAUUUGCAAAGGCCACAGGGAACUUCAUCUCAGCCUACACCAACCUCUCUGAGGCCAUGGAGGAGCUGGGCACCGUCCUGAAGAUCCCCGAGAGGAUUCGAACCAAUUGGCAGGCGAGCGUUCAAACUGCUCUGCUGGAGUUGCAACCAGUGCCUGCCAUGGACAUUCUGUGCACACGUGUGGUCCUGUAUUUGUCAGAGAUCGAAGAGAUGUGGAAUUCCACGAUGACUUCAUCAGACCCACAGGCGUCUCAGGAGUCCGUGAUUAUGAUCCACGCCUGCCGUCGAUUGAGAUCUGCAUGGUACAGGUUAAACAUCACGAGUUGUCAGCUGGGAAUGGUGCCCACUGAAGUGCUGUCUAAGGUGUUGUCUGAAUUUCUGGGCAAUGAUCGAGAAGGAGCUGCACGUGAUAGCAAAAGUGCUGAAAGGGGUGCGGCUGUGCGGGAGGUCGACAUCCUGGAAUUAGAGGAAGCUACAGCUGAAAAGGUCGUUGCACCGGGUCGCAAUCCUUUACAGGAGUUCUGGCAACUGGCGGCCAUUGAAAAUGAGGGCUUCUGAGGUUCGAAGUGAGACACUACCUGUUUGGGAUGCGGCUUGCAGAAAUGAACCUGGAUUCUGAUUGGAGUACUUCAACCGAGCAUGAUGCAUGAUUCACAUGGUUCAAGAAAAAAUGUGCUAUGACGCUGCAUGGCUUGCUCAACUCGAUUUCAGCUUCCUGGCUCCACUGUGGCACGCGUGUAAAAGAUACAUUGAGAUUGACCUCGGCUGUGGUGGCCAAGCCGCCAUUGACCGCUUUUCAGUUUUUUGGCCUUCGCGGAGCCUACCCCAAGGGAAGGCUUGCUGGCGAUAAUGCUAUUUCCAUCUAUUUCCUGCCUCUGGAAUCCUGGAACACUG